AUGUCUUCUACUCCUACCACCACUGGACCGAUCCCGGCUCCCACAAAUACGGUGAAUCCUCUCCCCGCGACACCUGCUGAGGCUGCCGCAGGAGUCGGCCCCGCCGCUUCGGGAACCGCAUUGGAUUUGCACACGCAGACUGAAGAUGCGGCAAAGGAAUACAAGAAUGCGCAGAAGGCUGAGAAGGCUUACGCGCAGAAGAAGAAGUGCAUGACUGCGAGAAAGGAGUGGUAUGAUUGUAAAGUACACUUUGCAGCUGGAGUGCAGGGCUUCAGAGAGGGAGGCAAAUGUGUUGGACGGGUUGUCAAGGCCGGACCGGCUUUGGCGAUGGAGAAGGUUAAGGGGGGAAAGGGCCAGGGCGUCAAGACUGUGGAUAGUGGUGCUUCCGGAGAGAGUAUCAUGGUGGAGAAGGAGAAUGCUAAUAAGAAGAGUGGUAAUGGUGGUGUGAAAGCAAAGGCAAAAACUGAUGAGAAAACUGCCAUCGCCACUCCCACUGCAAGCGGAGCUGUAGCAGCAACACCAGCCGCAGAAGCUACGCCUGUUGUUCAUGUUCCUGUUGUUCCUGUUGCUCCCGUUGCAGCAACACCAGUCCCAAGUCCAACACAGACCAAACAGGAAAAAAAGAGAAUGACUCUGGAUCAGAGAAUCCAACAAGAAGAAGCCAAAGCGCUCGCGCGUCAGGAAGCGGAAGCCUCCGCGGCACACGCUACAGCUGCGACCGGCGAAACCCCAGUCGUGGCUCCCAUCCCAGCUCCGGCGCCCCCUCAAGGGCUAACUCCCAUCCAAACCACGCACACAUCAGCAUCGUUGGCGAACCCCCCGCAAUUACCUCCCAAGACACAGUUGAGUCCCCCCGGAUCCCCAACGAAGGGGACCAUGGAGCCCAUUCACGAGGACGGGGAGACGGGGGCUCUACCAUUGGCGAGCGGGGUGCAGGGGCCGGUGGAAACGCAGAAUCCUGGGUAG
Molecule: messenger RNA, 966 nt
Organism: Botrytis sinoallii
Lineage: Eukaryota; Fungi; Ascomycota; Leotiomycetes; Helotiales; Sclerotiniaceae
Exons: 3
Coding region: 1-966 (321 amino acids)
Source: RefSeq, a predicted model, not a curated record